Molecule: messenger RNA, 306 nt
Organism: Puccinia graminis f. sp. tritici CRL 75-36-700-3
Lineage: Eukaryota; Fungi; Basidiomycota; Pucciniomycetes; Pucciniales; Pucciniaceae
Exons: 3
Coding region: 1-306 (101 amino acids)
Source: RefSeq, a predicted model, not a curated record
AUGCUGGCUGACCAACAAGUUUUAUUUCCCCUCCUCCUUGUCAUGUUCUGGGAGUUGGAGCUUGGUGAUGGCACAGAUUUUGGCCCCUUUCCAAUCAACGGCCCCCAAUCGCCCUCUUUGGCUAGCUUAACCAAAGCCCCUCAAUUCGUCGGGCCACCAGGUGGCGGGCGCAAGCGCCCCUCGCGAAGCGAGCCUCCGAAGGGCACCUCGCGAAGCGAGCCUCUGAAAGAGGCUCGCUUCGCGAGGUGCCCCCGGCACGCCGGGGUCCCCCCGUCCCUCUGGAACGAGGGGAUUGUGCUAAGCUAG